Molecule: messenger RNA, 1602 nt
Organism: Geosmithia morbida
Lineage: Eukaryota; Fungi; Ascomycota; Sordariomycetes; Hypocreales; Bionectriaceae
Exons: 4
Coding region: 1-1602 (533 amino acids)
Source: RefSeq, a predicted model, not a curated record
AUGCCUUCUCGCGUCAACGGGGAGAAAAAGGAGAAGGAGCCGAAGAAGCUCAUUCUCUGCUUCGAUGGCACUGGCAACGAGUUUACCGGGUCCGAUGCCGAUACCAACGUCGUGAAGAUCCUGAACAAACUGGACCGCCAGAAUCCCAAGCAGUACCAUUACUACCAAGCCGGAGUCGGCACUUAUGAUAUCAACGAGACGUCGGUGCACAAGUCUUGGAUUGGAGAGACCAAAAGUUCCAUCUCCCAGACCGUUGACCAGAUGUUCGGGACUACAUUCGAUGCCCACGUCAUGGCUGGUUACCGUUUCCUGAUGCGGUACUACAGCUCUGGCGACAAGAUUUACGUGUUCGGCUUCAGUCGUGGUGCAUUCACUGCCCGUUUCCUAGCGCGCAUGGUCCAUACUGUCGGGCUCCUGUGCAAGGGCAACGAGGAGCUCGUGCCCUUUGCCUACCGGCUCUUCCAGCGAUACCGCGCCGGCGAGAUCGACAUGUCCAAGCAAAGUUCAACGAAGAAGGCGGUGGUGGUGAAUGGGACAGCGUGCGGCGGCCCCAACGGAUGCGAGACGGAUCCUCUGACGGAGGGUGCUGACAAGGGCGAGUCCCAGGGGAAGGGAAGCCACCUGCACGAGUACGAGGUUGCCUGCGACGAGGUGACGGCCUUUAGCAACACCUUCUGCCGCCAGGUGCCGACCGAGGUGGAAGGGGUCACAGCCAACGUCAAGGUCUUCUUCCUGGGCAUCUGGGACUGCGUCAACUCGGUGGCGGUAUUGGAGAAGAAGACGCCGGUGCCGGCGCCGGUGCGCGGGACGGCAGACUAUAUCCGCCAUGCCGUGGCCAUCGACGAGCGCCGCGUCAAGUUCAAGCCUGCCCUGUUCGCCCAGGACGUCGUCGCCGCCAACGGCGACGCCGAGGACAUCAAGGAGGUCUGGUUCCCCGGCGGCCACAGCGACGUCGGCGGCGGAUGGCCGGCAGUGGUAGACAAGACGCUCGACACCAGGACGGGCCAGAUGACCUUUUGGCAGCGCGUCAAGAACCUGUGGACGACCAGCAAGGGCAAGGAGCCGUCCCACGAUGUCAGGUCCGACCCCUUCCAGAUGAGCGACAUCCCCCUGGACUGGAUGAUCCGGGAAAUGGAGCUCGUGGGCAAGGAGCACCCCGAGGCCGCGGUCAAGUGGGCCGACAAGAACGUGAAUGGCUUCAAGCAUGCCUUCCAGCGCGCCAGGGACCAGGCACUGAACGGAUAUCUCCACGAUGCCCUCGAAUUCGGCCGUGGUACAGGUCUAUUCACCGUGCUCCUAUGGAAGUUUAUGGAAUGGCUUCCCUUCAUCACGCGCUGGGAAAUGGAAGACAAUGUCUGGGUGAAUAUUCGCUUCCCGCUCAACAAGGGUUCGUCCAGGGACAUACCCCGCGAUGCGGUACUGCACGAGUCGGUCCUCUGGAGGUUGCAGAAUGACCCGCAAUACAAUCCGCCGAACAAUCAUGGUGGUACCGGAGACCCAUGCCUCAAGAACGAGAAGAAGGGCAUUGCCAAAUUCGAAGGCAUCAACGGUUCGGACGAGAUGCACUCUGGCCACCGGAUUUAUAGAUUCUCGGCGGAGUAG